Molecule: messenger RNA, 2526 nt
Organism: Capronia coronata CBS 617.96
Lineage: Eukaryota; Fungi; Ascomycota; Eurotiomycetes; Chaetothyriales; Herpotrichiellaceae
Exons: 2
Coding region: 1-2526 (841 amino acids)
Biological process (GO): magnesium ion transport
Cellular component (GO): membrane
Molecular function (GO): magnesium ion transmembrane transporter activity
Source: RefSeq, a predicted model, not a curated record
AUGGAUCAACUUCCACCUCAAAUAUGGACUGUUGCUCACACGUUGGUGGCUCGCAAUGAGACAAACUCUACCACUUCGACACACGAGACCAGUCGCCCACCAGUCUACAAGGCAAUCGGCAUCUCUCUUGCGGUGGCCUCAGGAGUUUUCAUCGGCACAUCCUUCGUGUUGAAGAAAACAGGACUACUCAAGGCCAACGCAAAAUACAAUGAAGAAGCUGGUGAAGGAUAUGGUUACUUGAAGAAUUGGUUCUGGUGGUCGGGCAUGACACUUAUGAUCGUGGGGGAGAUUUGCAACUUUGUCGCCUAUGCUUUCGUCGAUGCCAUCUUGGUCACUCCUCUGGGCGCACUGAGCGUGGUCAUCACGACUAUUCUCUCCGCGAUCUUUCUCAAAGAACGUCUGAGUUUCGUGGGAAAGGUGGGCUGUUUCAAUUGCAUCAUUGGCAGCGUCGUGAUUGUCCUCAAUGCUCCCGAGCAAAGUUCCGUUGCCGAUAUACAAGAGAUGCAACAUUUCGUCAUAUCCCCUGGGUUUCUCAGCUAUGCAGGCGUCGUCAUCGUCGUGUGUACCUUUGUGGCCCUCUGGGCAGGGCCUCGGUAUGGCAAGAAGAGUAUGCUGGUUUAUCUCAGCAUUUGCAGUCUCAUAGGCGGUCUCAGCGUCGUUGCCACUCAAGGUCUGGGAAGCGCUGUGGUUGCUCAAGCCAGUGGAAAGCCUCAAUUCAACCAAUGGUUUCUCUAUGUCCUCUUGGUCUUUGUCGUCGCAACACUGCUGACCGAGAUCAUUUAUCUGAACAAAGCUUUGAACCUUUUCAACGCGGCUCUAGUGACACCUACUUACUACGUUCUCUUCACGAGCGCCACGAUUGUCACGUCAGCCAUCCUUUUUCGUGGUUUCAAAGGCACCGCAGUCACCAUCACCACGGUCAUCUUGGGCUUUCUCCAGAUUUGUUCUGGAGUCGUCCUGUUGCAGAUGUCCAAAUCGGCAAAGGAUGUGCCUGAUGCGGCGGUAUUCAGGGGUGACCUCAACCAAGUCAGGGAGAUCGCGGAAGUUGAACAGCCAGAAUCCGAACCCAAAGCCGACGCCCUCCGUGGCGCAGCCAGUUUGAUCAGAAGGAUCUCUGUGUCGCGGCAAAAGAUGGAACAAGAAGAAGCCAGACGGCUACGAGAAGAUACAAUGAAGGACCAACUAGAACCGCUCGGUGAGAACGAAGUCGUCGAAUGGGACGGCCUUCGGCGGCGAAAAACCAUCCUUGGCCAACCAGGCGCGUCUCCUGUUCCGAGAAGAAAGUCUACGCACCCUCCGCUCGGCAUGUCACAUUUUCCGCCCCCCGACGAAGAUGAAACCAACCAAGGGCCAGGUUUCUUCGAAAACCUUCGCAAGCGCGCGCAGACGGUCAUUCGUCACUCAAGUCCUCAAGAUUCAGAGACUCUUCCACACAGCCCUCUACAUCCGGUUGCAUUGACUGAUAUCAAAGUUCAACCGUCCCAUGUGGAAUCCCCCAUCAUGCCGUAUGGUCCCGGAAGCCUCGAAGAUGCUCAAGAGCGGAUCUACGGGUUGCCUGCCGGGGGGAGGAAAGAAAUAGACAGCCAGGCUGGCAUUUACCAUUCACCCAGAUCUAAACCUCUGCCAGCAAAGCCAUCGCCGUCCCCAGCGUUGAGGCCGCCUCACGAAACUAGACGGCAGUUCUCGUUCACAAAUCUGCUUCGUCCCGGUUCCCGGAGCGCUGAUGCCGACCACGAAGCUUCACGGUCCAUUACUAGCCACGAGCAAAAGCGCGCACUAAAGAACGCUACAGAGGAGGAGAGACUUGGUCUUGUCAAGGGUGAUUCCCACCUUGCAUUGCUCCAACGUGAAAUCUCCCAAUCUCCUGAACGCCCACACCAAUCCAACUCCUAUUUCCACCCGAUCUCUCACUCUCACUCUCACUCAAGUUCCUCUGCAAGCCUUGAUGGUUACUAUCAUGAUCAAUAUCCUUCUCCGUCCCAUUCUGACGAGGAUGAUGGGUGGCAGAUGACGAAUGUGCCGAUAGUAACAAAUUUGACAAGCCCGGCGCCGGCAUCCGUCAGAUCGAGUACUCGACGGAGGCCAAGCCCACCGAGGACCUUCCUGCCUCCACCCACGAUGAAUAUAUCUCCGCAACACAACCAGGAGAGGCCGAUACCGGUUCCCGGCACCAUGGUGGGAAGCGGGCCGACACAGGCCAAAGCCAUACCAGUAGUGUCCGGCCUUUCCCAGACUUCGUUGACGAGUCAGAAGUUCAGGAGCGAGGAUCAGAUUCAAAACAGUGGCUCCCUCCAAGGACGUGGAAAUCAUCACUUAGCUCAAACUUCAGAAGGGAGAGGACUGACUGGGGAAGGAAGAUUCAUGGCACCGAUCCAGAGGGAGACCGAAGAUGACUACGAAGCGAGUCGGAGACGGUUUGAAGAACAGAGCAAAAGAGAAAGAGAGGCACGGCGGCAGAGGGCGACGGGACGGCGACAGAGCUGGAAGCCCACAACCCCGGAGGUUGACAAUGGCAGUUUUAUUUGA